Elgaria multicarinata webbii is the source of this 2040-nucleotide messenger RNA. RefSeq names its product WD repeat domain 82 (gene WDR82). Gene Ontology annotation, molecular function: chromatin binding; protein binding. The record is from RefSeq and is a predicted model, not a curated record. The transcript has 9 exons. NCBI's taxonomy places the organism in Eukaryota, Metazoa, Chordata, Lepidosauria, Squamata, Anguidae. Gene Ontology annotation, cellular component: Set1C/COMPASS complex. The coding region runs from base 233 to 1174 and encodes 313 amino acids.
CUGGAGCCGCAAAAUGGCGGACACAAUGAGCAGGAGCCGCUGCCGCCGUCUCCUUACCGCAGCUUAAAACGAGCCCGCCUAAGGGCGCUUUCCUUCAGCUCGGCCUGCCUUCCCUUCCCGCCGUUUCCGUUCCCUCCCCGUGAGGUAGUCUCUUCUCCCUUUCCCGCUUCCCCUCACGUUUCCCGGCGCGCAGGCCCCGCCGGCUCCCCUUUCUCCUGGCGGCGGCGGCGGCAUGAAGCUGACGGACAACGUGUUGCGGAGCUUCCGCGUGGCCAAGGUGUUCCGCGAAAACUCGGACAAGAUCAACUGCUUCGACUUCAGCCCCAACGGCGAGACCGUCAUCUCCAGCAGUGACGACGACUCCAUCGUGCUCUACGACUGCCAGGAGGGCAAACCAAAGAGAACACUAUACAGUAAAAAAUAUGGAGUGGAUCUCAUCAGGUACACACAUGCUGCCAACACUGUGGUGUACAGUUCCAAUAAAAUAGAUGAUACAAUCAGAUACCUCUCACUGCAUGACAAUAAAUACAUCAGAUACUUCCCAGGACACAACAAGAGAGUUGUUGCUCUAUCUAUGUCUCCAGUGGAUGAUACCUUUAUUUCUGGGUCACUUGAUAAGACCAUCAGACUUUGGGAUCUUCGGUCUCCAAAUUGCCAGGGUUUGAUGCAUCCUCAAGGGAAGCCUGUGUGCUCAUUUGAUCCAGAGGGCUUGAUUUUUGCAGCUGGAGUUAAUUCCGAAAUGGUUAAACUUUAUGAUCUUCGUUCUUUCGACAAGGGUCCAUUUGCUACCUUUAAGAUGCAGUAUGACCGAACCUGUGAGUGGACUGGGUUGAAGUUCAGCAAUGAUGGUAAACUUGUUCUUAUAUCAACCAAUGGAGGGUUCAUCCGACUCAUUGAUGCCUUUAAAGGAGCCGUUCUUCAUACAUUUACGGGAUAUAACAACAGUAAAGCUGUCACACUGGAGGCUUCAUUCACCCCAGAUUCCCAGUUUAUAAUGAUUGGAUCAGAGGAUGGGAAAAUCCACGUCUGGAAUGGGGAGACUGGAAUGAAGGUAGCAGUGCUGGAUGGGAAACACACAGGUCCCAUUACCUGUUUACAAUUCAACCCCAAGUUUAUGACCUUUGCCAGUGCGUGCUCUAAUAUGGCCUUUUGGUUACCAACUAUAGAUGACUAGUUCUGGAUUCAUCAUUUCCAUUGGCCGGGUUUCAUGCUGUAUUGACAGCAACGUGAUUUGUGAAGACCACAAUGAAAGAAUUGGGAUUGCUUCACUCAGAAUGAAUGUUCCCAUCCAAAGCAUCCUAUGUAUGUUUUGCUGCAGACUCUUUGUUACAUUUCCUCAAAAGGAUUUCUUCAUCUGGCUGUGCAUUACUGGUCUGGAAACUCGAGAAGGAGAUCUGGCAGCAUCUCAACUUCUCCCAGAACUCAUUCCAGCUGAUCUCAAGUUAACACCUUUGCUCUGGAGUAUAUUCUGGCUCUAUUUUGCCACUUCUAAUACAUAUUAUUACUUCAGUCCCUUUUGAUUUUAAAAAAGGGUUAUCACUUGUAAAACACCUGGGAUGCUGGGCUUUUUUAAAAGUGAACUUUCCAGUGUGUUCUUUACAGUCAGAAAUAUCAAAAGUAUCUAUGCUGUGCACUCUUCAGCAAAUAUUUCUUUGUACUAUAUACAACACUGUGCCAUAUAUACAGGUAACUACUCAGUUGCUGGAGGAAGUUUCUAGGGCUACUCUGUCCUGUACCUGUGCGAAGUGCUGAUGCUUCUUUGACUUUUGAGCUCCCAAGAGACCAUGUAGGAGCUUUGGCCCUUUGCCAUGGACAGCAUCUGGGACAUGCACCUACUUGGGGUUGCUCCGAUGAAAAAUCCUAAGCAAUACUGGAGGCUUUCAGUUGGAAAAUGCUCUCAAAUGGACUGGAUGGAAAUGCACUCCCUAUACCGAUUCCUUAAGUGUAAUCCUAGCUGAUUGUGUAAAUACCUGGGGGUGGGGUGGAAAAGGCAUUGUAUUUUUUUACUAUUAGAUAUUAAAAAGCAACACUUGGACCAAU